Messenger RNA from Nerophis ophidion (straightnose pipefish), 6373 nucleotides. RefSeq names its product TSC complex subunit 2 (gene tsc2). Gene Ontology annotation, biological process: regulation of small GTPase mediated signal transduction; negative regulation of phosphatidylinositol 3-kinase/protein kinase B signal transduction; negative regulation of insulin receptor signaling pathway. Bases 621 to 6278 code for a protein of 1885 amino acids. The transcript has 46 exons. Gene Ontology annotation, cellular component: TSC1-TSC2 complex; nucleus; cytoplasm. Gene Ontology annotation, molecular function: GTPase activator activity. The record is from RefSeq and is a predicted model, not a curated record. Lineage: Eukaryota; Metazoa; Chordata; Actinopteri; Syngnathiformes; Syngnathidae.
UGAAUAGAUGCCGCAUUGGGCGCCGCGGAGCAGGAAAUUCGGCCGCCAUCUUGAACCGGUCGUCUGCUCCUCUUUGAGCAGCAGAAAGAACAAGGAAGAAGGCGGCGGACCGUGGGAAACACGUCACGGGGAUUACUUUUCACAAUGUUGAGCUCUGGUCCUCGUUUUGGGAUUGUGGACAUUUGGACGCAUGCCUCCUUGACUGACUCCACAAACGCCUUCUAGAAGAUUAUGUGCUGGGCUCAGUCACUCCACUGCUAAUCAAUGCCAACCCCACCUCAGCUGUUGGUCAGGUGGAGAGCGUUAAUUUCACUUCAUCUUCCACAGCCGUGGGCCUCGGUUGCCGCGUAGAUGGUGCAUCCAUGUCGGCCUUCUGGUCCAGCCUGUGUUAUAAAUGCACUAACUACUGUAAUCUUGGCAACAUCACACAAGGAGAGUUCUGGUGAGCGGAGGGGCAGCUAUGCUGGUUCAGACACACGGAGCACAGAGGGUUAGUUGGAAGGCAAACCUGCUGUCCAAAGCCCACCAAAAGCCAAUUGAUCUCACUCCACAGCUCCCUGCAAAAGGAAGCAUCAGAACAAGGCUUCCAUUCUCGCUUGUCCACGACACAAGGCUUGGCCAUGAAUAAACAACCAAGCAAGGAGAGUUUGAAGGACAAGGUGAAGGGGAUCUUUGGACUGGGACCCCCACGUCCUCCCAGCAAACAGAGUGACCACAAGCCAUCUGAGUUCAUCAUUACAACUGAUAUCAUCAAGGAGCUCCACCCAGAAUGUGGACUAAGUAACCGUAUUCGCACAAUGAAUCAUGUUUGUGAUCUUGCCAAAACGAAAAGAUUUGAGGAGCAUGCGGUCGAUGCAGUGUGGAAAGCUGUGGACGACAUGCUAUCACAGGAGCAGCCACCAGAAGCCAGACAUGCUGUCCUGCAGCUACUCAGGGCCAUUAUACAAGGACAGGGUGAGCGACUCGGGCCCCUGAGAGCCUACUUUUUCAGGGUGAUCAGAGACUAUCAACCCUGCAAUGAAGACCUUUCUGAUAGACUGGAAGUCUUUAAGGCUUUGACUGAGAAUGGGAAGGACAUCACAUACCUUGAGGAGGACAUAGCUCGCUUUGUCCUGUUGUGGAUGGACAUAGGUCUCACGUCCGACUUUCUUCACGUUCUUGUCAAUCUGGUGAAAUUUAACAGCUGCUACUUGGACCAAAAUGUCUCCAUCAUGGUCCAGAAAAUCUGUCUUCUGUGCAACAGAACAACCUCUUCAUCAGAUAUAGAGGUGGCACUCCAAGUCCUUGACGCGGUGGUGUGUUACAACUGUCUACCCUCAGACUCGCUCACCGUUUUUAUAAUUACCCUCUGUCGCACAGUGAACGUAAAAGAAUUUUGUGAAUCCUGCUGGAAGUUGAUGAGGAAAGUGCUGGGAACUCAUCUUGGCCACAGUGCCAUUUACACCAUGUGCCGCAUAAUGGAGGAAAGGGUGUAUAUGGAAGAUGCACCGUUGUUGAGAGGAGCUGUGUUCUUUGUUGGAAUGGCGCUGUGGGGAGCGCACAGGCUCCCUGCACUCAAAAACACCCCUACACUGGUUCUGCCAUCUUUUUACAAGGCCAUGUCAUGUGCAAAUGAGGUGGUGUCCUAUGAAAUUGUCCUCUCCAUUACCCGACUGAUCAAGAAGUACGGCAAGGAGCUUCAGGUUGUCACGUGGGACAUCCUGCUGGGAAUCAUAGAGCGCCUGUUGCAGCAGAUUCAGGCAAUAGGCAGUGCUGAAUUGAAAACCAUAGUGUAUGAGCUGUUGACAACAGUGGAAGAGCUGUAUGAGCAGAAUGGUUAUCAUGGUUCCACAGAGAAGUUCUUCAGUCUGGUGGAGAAGUGUGCUGACAAAAGACCUGAUGCAUCGGUGCUGACGCUUAUCUCAUACCGGGCGCAGUCCAUUCAGCCUGCCAAGGAUGGCUGGAUUCAGAGCCUUCACCGCCUCAUGGAGAAAUUUUUCAGGAAUGAGAGUCGUAGUGUGAUCAGGAUCAAAGUGCUUCAUAUCCUGUCAUUUGUUCUAAGUACCAACCGUCAGCUGUAUGAGGAUGAAUUGAUAGAAAUGGUAGUCAUCCCCCAACUAAGUGGGAUAGCUGAAGACCGAGACCUUGCUGUAAGAAAACAGGCUACCCAGCUCCUGGUGGACCUGGGUGAGGGCUGUAACACCCACCACUUCACUAGCUUGCUAGACAUCAUUGAGCGGGUGGCCAGCCGUUCUCUGGUGUGUUCAGGACUUGUGGAGGUUUCAGAGAGGGAGUCUAUAGCAGAGUCUCCCAUGGAAGAUGUUAGGACUGCUAUACUGGGACUACUUGAGAUUCUUCAGAGUAAGCUCUACAGUCUACCAGCCAGCCAUGCCACACGUGUGUAUGAGUUGCUGAUCAAUCAUCUGCAGCUCCACUAUAAGAGCAAGUACUGUUCGGCCAUUAGCUCAAGCAUCAGACUAAAGGUCUUUGAAUUUCUGCUGAUGAUGCGAGCAGACUCGCUUCAUCGAGUUGGGGUCCCCAAUAAAGAUGGCAUCAUAAGAUUCAGCCCUUAUUGCCACUGUGACUCAGGGGAGCCGGAGAAAAGAGCCAUUGAAAAAAAAAACACAGGUCCAACGUCUCCCCCUGCUAGUGGUCCCCCUACUGCUCCUCCAACAUCUACAACCUCAAUGAUACGCUUGGCCUACUUGCCCUAUUCACCUGCUUUCAGCGUUGUCCUGCAGUGCCUCAAGAUGGAGACUGAUUGGAAAGUGCUAAAACUGAUCCUUGAGAAGUUACCAUGGACACUGCAGUACAAAGUUAUGUUGCUCACUUCGCCUUGCAGCUUGGACCAACUUUGUUCUACUCUCUGCUGCAUGGUGACGGACCGGCUGAUUUCAGAGCGCUUGAAAAAGACACCGGAGGGGUUUUCACGAACUGAUGUUCAGCUGGCGGUGGUUCCUGUCCUUACAGCAAUCACGUCCUACCACAGCUAUCUGGAACAAUCAAGACAAAGAGAGCUUGUCCAGUGCCUAGAAACAGGCCUCAUUUACCGCUGUGCUAAGCAGUGUGUGGUGGCUCUUACAAUGUGUACGGUGGAGAUGCCUGACAUCAUGAUCAAGCUUCUUCCCGCUCUUAUUGUCAAGCUCACCCACAUCUCUGCCACUGUUGCCAUGGCAUCGCCAAUGCUUGAGUUCCUCUCAACUCUGGUGCGCCUACCUCACCUUUAUGCCAACUUUGUAGCUGAGCAGUAUGUUAGCGUGUUUGCUAUCUCACUGCCAUACACUAACCCCUCUAAGUACAAUCAGUACAUUGUAUCCUUGGCCCAUCAUGUGAUUGCCAUGUGGUUCAUUCGCUGCAGAUUACCCUUCCGUAAAGACUUUGUUCAGUACAUCACAAAGGGUUUGCGUUCCAACGCCCUGCUUCCAUUUGAUGACGGCCACGAGCAGAGUUCAUUUCGUGCCCGAAGCACUAGCCUCAACGAAAGGCCCAAGAGUCUUCGGGCAGCAAAAAUGGCGAAGGCGGCAGCGGUGGUAGCCAAUAGCAGCAGCUCUCCAGUAAAAGAGCUGCGGGACCUGUCAGCCAUGGACGCUUUCCGAUCCCGCAGCAUCAGUGUCUCCGAACAUGCGGUCCGCAGGAUGCAAACUUCCAACACCACCUGCAGCCUGGGCUCCGCUGACGAAAACGCAGUAACUCAAGCAGAUGAGGGCCUGAAGACGGUCCACCUGGAACUCACUGAGACGUGUCUGGACAUGAUGGCACGAUAUGUCUUCUCCAACUUCUCAGCACUGCCCAAAAGAUCUCCAAUUGCAGAGUUCCUCUUGACAGGAGGUCGCAGUAUGACCUGGCUGGUGGGCAAUAAGCUGGUGACCAUCACCACCAGCGCAGGGGUCCGCACUCAAGCAAUGCUGGGCCUGGACAUGGCUGAUCGACUGGGGGGAGGAGGGGAAAUGACCAGCAGGUCUGAUCCAUCACUGCACACCCGGAUAACUAAAGAGGCACCCGCCAAAUUGGAAUCCCAGUCAAGUCAGCAACAAAGCAGGGCCACUCGCAUACGGGUUCGCUCCAUGUCAGGUGGUCACGCUCUUCGUGCUGGUCCGGCCCAAAGCCUUAGCCCUUUAGUGUCCCCCUCAGAGGGAGAGUUAGCUGCAUCGCUGUCUACAUCCGCUGCUCCUACCCUGGAUAGCCUCAGUCCUUCCUCCUCCACCUCUGCCACUCCGUCAGCCCCACAACCGCUCAAAGACAACCCAAGCCUGGCCGAGUUUGUCCCCAUGCUCACGCAGGGUUGGGCUGAGAUCUUCAUUCGAAGACCAUCUGGUAACACAAGCUGGUUGAUGUGUCUGGAAAACCCGCCCAGUCCCUUCUCCUCCGAGCUUGGUAAUAUGCCCCUGCAGGAGCUCUCCACUGUCCUCAUGGCAAUGGAGGGAGUAAAGGAACCUCCUGCCCAGACGGCCAGUGCUCCAGCCAGCACGGCGGCUCCUGCACCAGCUGAGCCUUUUAGCCAAGCACACGGCAGUGCUGGAGGGAAAGCACAUGUGAUUCAGCGCUCCAACACGGUGGGCGACGCUCUCUGGUUUCUAGGUCAGGGCAGUGCCUUCAUAGGCCCUCCGGCCCCUGGCAGGUUGCACAGGAGCAUUUCCUGGGCAGACUCAGUCGUGGUAAAGGAGGAAGGGGCAGGGGUCACAAGUGCACAAACCCCUUCCGACUGGCUUGAGAGUGAGGAGUUUGAGCCCAUGCCGACCGACCCCAUCUUCAUUUCGGCCUUAAUUCCUAAAACGCUCAGCAGGUCAUCUUCCACCUCCAGUCAAGAUGAUGAAAAGUCCACCUUGGAGGAAGUGAGCGAGGGAGCCAUUCCAAUCGAUCAGCCUAGUCAGGGGCUCUCCUCCCCUGGCAGCCAAGAACUGCUCUUCCAGGGCACCAACCAGUCCCAGGGUCACGGACUCAACAAGUCCAGUUCCUCCCCAGAACUUCAAACCUUACCAGAAGCCUUCUCUAAAGCUGCUAUGGAGUCAGAGAAGAUGCUGGGAGACGCCGGGCAGUCCAGAGUGCUUUCAGAGGUCAAGGUCCAGCCGCCUGCCGAGAGGGAGAACAUAGGAGGCGACCUCCAUGGACCCCCCGUGUCGAGUCACGUAAAGGAAGCGACUGCGCUGGUGCCGCCUCAAAGCGGUGGAGCAAGAAUGAAGUUGGAGUUCCCACCAGCUGGAGCACAAACAGGGCCCAUCUCACCCGGCGGGGGCCACAGACCCCGGGGCCACACCAUCUCUGUAUCAGCGCCGUCUUCUAGGAGGGAGAGGAGGACUGACAGAGAUUCGUAUCACAGUCGACCUGGACCCAGCAACACUGAGAAGACAUCUGGGCUCAGUCCAAGCUUUGUAUUCCUCCAGCUCUACCACUCUCCAUUUUUUGGCAAUGAAGCCAACAAGCCUCUGCUGCUGCCCAAAACAGAGGUGAUUGAUCGUGCUGUGAAGGUUUUGGACCAGAUGCCUCCUUAUGACACUCAUAAAAUUGGAGUAAUCUUUGUCGGAGCAGGUCAGGUCAACAAUGAGGUGUCCAUCUUGUCCAACGAGUACGGUUCAAACCGUUACGCUUCCUUUCUCACCGGCCUCGGUAAAUUAAUCCACCUGAAGGACUGCGACCCCGACCAGAUCUUCUUGGGGGGGCUGGAUCAAUACGGCGAUGACGGCGAGUUCACCUACUGCUGGCAUGACGACAUCAUGCAAGCCAUCUUCCACAUCGCCACACUGAUGCCUAACAGAGAGAGCGACAAAGGCUGCUGCGAUAAGAAGCGUCACAUCGGCAAUGAUUUUGUCAUGGUGGUGUACAAUGAUUCUGGCGAGGACUACAAACUGGGCACCAUUAAGGGCCAGUUUAACUUUGUGGAAGUGAUUAUCAAACCUCUAGAUUAUGAGUGUAAUCUGGUCACCCUGCAGUGUCGUAAAGACUUGGAAGGCUUGGUUGAUACGACUGUGGCGAAAAUUGUUUCCGACCGCAACCUCCCCCUUUUGGUCCGACAGAUGGCUCUUCAUGCCAACAUGGCGUCCUUGGUGCACCAGUACAGAGCCAACCCCUCCGACGCUUACGCCUCCAAGUGGUUGGCACGGUUACGGCACAUCAAGAGGAUCCGAACCCGGGCUCACGAAGACAUUCAAUCUCGCUCCACUCCCGGCAUCUCGCUCACGCAGGGACACGCUCAGCAGAACAAAUCUUUUCAGCAGAGCAGCAGCGCAGCUUUGAACGCGGAGAGCUCGGGCCAACGCAAAAGGUUGGUGUCAACCGUGGACGACUUCACUGAUUUUGUGUGAUUCCACUCUGUGGGCGGGACACUCUUCAUUUGGACUGAAACUGAUUGUGCACCUUGUCAGCCUCGCUAUUAUAAUAAAGGCUUUUGUCCUCAGCG